AUGGCGUGUCUGUCGCACCUCAACAAACUCCUAUGCGUUCCACCGCUCAACUCCUCACCCUCUCUUUCGCCACCGCGCGCCCUCGGGAUUUGGACCAAGCCCGUCGGAAGGCUCGGGAUGGUCGCCGACUUUGCGAGUUCGGCGUGGCGAGUCCGAGCGGUGACGAGCGACGAUGAGUGGGGCUCGGAGAAGAAGGAGACGUACGUCGGCGGCUUGGCGGUGGAGGAGAAAGUGGCGGAGCCGGAGACGGAGAAGCUGAAGAAAGCUUUGGUGGAUUCGUUCUUGGGCACGGAUCGUGGACUGAAGGCGACGAGCGAAACGAGAGCAGAGAUCGUGGAACUGAUCACUCAGCUUGAGGCCAAGAACCCUACACCUGCUCCCACCGACGCCUUGACUCUCCUCGACGGAAAAUGGAUUCUCGCGUAUACAUCCUUUGCAGGUUUAUUCCCAUUAUUGUCAAGAGGAACAACACUUCAGUUGGUCAAGGUAGAGGAGAUAUCUCAGACAAUUGACUCGCAAAAUUUCACUGUCCAAAACUCUGUUCAGUUUGCUGGUCCUUUGGCCACCACCUCAAUUAGUACAAAUGCCAAAUUCGAUGUCCGAAGUCCAAAACGUGUGCAGAUAAAGUUUGAGGAAGGCAUCAUUGGCACACCACAGCUUACAGACUCGUUGGAGAUACCAGAAAAUGUGGAAUUUCUGGGUCAAAAGAUUGACCUCACUCCUUUCAAAGGUAUCCUUAGCUCUGUUCAAGACACUGCCUCAUCUGUGGCGAGAACAAUUUCAAGCCAGCCUCCCUUGAAGAUCCCAAUUUCUAACAGCAAUGCACAAUCCUGGUUACUCACUACAUACCUUGAUCAAGAAUUGCGUAUCUCAAGGGGCGAUGGUGGCAGUGUGUUUGUUCUUAUCAAAGAAGGAAGUUCUCUUUUGAUAACUUAA
This is a messenger RNA of Sphenostylis stenocarpa, 936 nucleotides long. Lineage: Eukaryota; Viridiplantae; Streptophyta; Magnoliopsida; Fabales; Fabaceae. The record is from the annotation of a GenBank genome assembly.